GGAUACCUCUAACCACAUCUAGCUAACGUGUCAUGUUGAUAUCUCAUCUUGUUUUCUUGCCAAUUCCAUCACUGAUAUUAAAAUCCCUUAAAUACACGCAAGUUUAAUUUCCUUCGGUGAGUGAACCAAACAUGGCAGAAUCCUCCAAGGCGGUCAGUUUAACUGUUGAACAGGAACAACCUGAAGCAAAGCCUCCUCACGAGGGUUUGUUUCUGGUCUUGACAUAUCUUCCUGUGUACGAGGUUGUGCUCAUGUCUCAGGUUUGCACAUCACUGAGAGAUGCAGUCAACAAUGACAUAUUACCAUGGUUGAAUGUUACUGUUGAAUGGCCUCUUAAUUGGCGACUCAACGAUGAGAUUCUAUUUAAAGUCGCCUCUAAGGCCAAUGGUAGCCUCAAAACUCUAACUCUCAUCAGCUGCACGCGUGUUACCGAUGACGGGCUCCAGAGGGUCGUGGAACAAAACCCUCUCAUAAACAAGCUGCGUAUACCAGGGUGCACAGGUAUAACCCCUGAAGGAGUUCUCAGAGCCGUGAAAACACUAUGCCAAAAAAGCAAUUGCUUGAAGACCUUAAGUAUAAAUGGCAUUUACAACGUACAGAAGGAUCAUCUUGACAUGCUUAUCAUGAACCUGAGAAAGAAUCAACCAACAGAGGAGCAGCAGCCUGUCUACUAUCAUGAACGAGGUACCCUUUCGGUAUUUAAGCAUGAAGAGAGCCAACGGCUCAUUGAUUUGGAUAUAUGCCCCAGGUGCUCUGAGGUGAGGAUGGUUUAUGAUUGCCCCAGAGAGCCUUGCACGAGGAAGGAAUGGCCACUAUCCCCGUGUAGGGGUUGCAAAUUUUGCAUUCCAAGGUGUGAAAACUGCGGUGGAUGCAUCGAAUCCGGAGAAGUGGAAGAGGGAGCUUGUGAAGACAUAUUCUGCCUUGAAUGUUGGUUACAGCUUCCAAAAUGCAGUUUCUGUAACAAACCAUACUGUAAGCAACACUCAAAUUGGUGGUGCACUUCUUCAGACUCUUCAUUGAUCUGUAAAGUUUGUGAUGAAAACUCUCACGGAUAUACCUAUACUGAUGUUCUAUAAUGAAGUACAACUUGGGAUAAGUUCCCGUAACUUCUGCUA
Molecule: messenger RNA, 1115 nt
Organism: Vigna angularis (adzuki bean)
Lineage: Eukaryota; Viridiplantae; Streptophyta; Magnoliopsida; Fabales; Fabaceae
Product: F-box protein SKIP28
Exons: 2
Coding region: 132-1076 (314 amino acids)
Cellular component (GO): cytoplasm
Molecular function (GO): protein binding
Source: RefSeq, a predicted model, not a curated record